AUGGUGUAGAAAGUUAACAACGCCCACCUUUGGCAGCCACAAACAAGAAGAUGGCGGAAGAAGAAGAAGUAGAAGCAGUGCAAUCAGUAUAUGGCGAUGAUUGUUUAGUCCUACAUACAUAUCCACCUUCUUUUCAUCUUCAUAUCACACCACGUACUGCCGAUGAUUCUUCUCAACAGUUUGUGGAAGCAAUCAUAGGGAUUCAGGCUGGUCCAAAGUAUCCUGACGAGCCUCCUGCUAUUAGAAUUGUUGAUUCCAAGGGCCUUGAUGAGCAAAGACAAAAACAAUUGAUAAGUUGUAUUUCAGAAAGGGCUUUCUCCUCAUGUUUUUGCUCACCAAUCCAUUGUGCUGAAGCAGUGGAGCGGCUUUCUGGUAUGAAUCACCCUGAUGGAGAGUGUCCUUUGUGCUUGUAUCCAUUAGUUGAUGAAGAUGCAGGAAGCUCUGCGCCAUUUAUGAAACUGAUGUCUUGUUAUCAUUGCUUUCAUUGUGAGUGCAUCAUCGGGUGGUGGAAUUGGCUUGAACGACUAAAAGAAUCUGAUGCCCCUACAGCAUCUGGUUCUGCUUCAUCUUCCGGAAAUAUCAGGGAUCAGGAUGAAGAAGGUAGGAGGAAGUGCCCGGUUUGUCGCAAGUCUUUUCUUGCGAAGGACAUUGAGCACGUGCUUGACUUUGUGAAGACUCAGAAUGCUGUUACCUCCAGCGGAUCUGAAGUCAACAAGGAGGACAAGCUUCUUUUCUCAGAGUCAGAGAAAUUAAGGAGAGAGAAAUUUGAUGCAAUACUGAAACUCCAGCAAGAGAAGGGUGGCUUAAUUGAAAUAAAAAAGCAUGAAGUGUUGCGGCCAGGUAUUUAUCUUCCACAACCUGCUGCAUUACCCUCAACGGCGUCCACUGAAGAGGCAAAAGAGCAGCAAGACGAAGAUCUGGCAACCAACUCCAGAACAAAUUCUAGUGGUUCCUCAAAUAAACCUGGUGCUAGUAGAGCAAGGAACUCCGGCACAAAGAAACACCAGGGGCACAGUUCAAGAAAACAAGUCACUCACAGUUCCAGAAAACAAGUCACUCAGUGGGUGAAGAAAGAAAAUAGUAAUACAUCAUGACAUGAAAACAUUUUUUUAAAAAGAAAACUGAAAGGUAAGAAACUACCGUCUCUUGUCAUUAUUUAUCCAUUUGCUUAGAUGAUAAAUAUAUCAAUGUCAAGCAGGGUUAAGUAGUGGCAUAGGUUGAGAAAUCAAGGAAGUUGGCAAAUAGAUGCCAUCUACUGUUUGUUGUGCAGAGAGUAUCGUGAUUAGAAGUAAUAGAUUUCUCAUUUGUAAGAUUUCUGUACGUUCUUCGAUAUCUUUCUCCAAGAUAAAAUGUGUUGAAUACUUUUCGAGAACAA
Molecule: messenger RNA, 1375 nt
Organism: Lycium ferocissimum
Lineage: Eukaryota; Viridiplantae; Streptophyta; Magnoliopsida; Solanales; Solanaceae
Exons: 7
Coding region: 51-1094 (347 amino acids)
Biological process (GO): protein ubiquitination
Cellular component (GO): nucleus
Molecular function (GO): ubiquitin protein ligase activity; protein binding
Source: RefSeq, a predicted model, not a curated record